UUCUUUCCAAUCCCGGAAGUCGGCAGGAGCCCGGAGUGGAUGCCUGGACGGGGCGGGGAGAGGCGUGAGCUGCGCGGGAAGCCAGGAAGGGAAGCUGCUGAUGGCCGGGGAGGCUGAGUCUCCGGUGCGGCUGGCGUUAGCCUCACUGCAGGCGGCGUCACAAGACCGGCUGCAUCUCCUGCCCUGCGCCGUGCAGCACGACGGCGCCGCUCCGGUCCAGCGCUACUUCUCGCCGGCCAUCCGUGGUCCGCAGGAGCCGGGAGCCGAGUCAACAGUAUCUUUCCGUGGCCGGAUGCUAAAGGGGAAACAGGUCCUUGUCCCUAACGGGUAUGUGGGACUGGUGCUAGAGGAAGGGGUGGCUCCUUACUUGUCAUCAAAGGACCGGAAUGUGCAGAUAAAGUCUACCUUUGAGUCAAUGACUGUGUGGAACCUGGAACAGGCACCCAAUGAGAGUGAUGAGAUCCUCAUGGCCUUCAGCUGGCCCAAAAUUGCAGCAGGUAUCCAUGCUCCCGUGCCUGAUGAAGAAUAAGGUAGACAGCCAGCUGCAAAUAUAAUGCUGAAGGAGAUAUACAGCACUUUGGGUUUGGGUCCGAUUGCUGGAGAUAGAGGAACCCCGCAGAACCUGGAUGAGACAGCUGCUCAGCGGUCACCAGUCCAACUUGACCAGAUGCUUUUUUUCCUGCUUAUUCCAACCCACACUGUGGAAUUUUAUAUACAUGCUGGCUGAACUGUGAUGCAGAAUUUGGCUUUCUUCCUCUGUCGGUCACCCUGGUAGCUUUAAAGCUUUUCUGCUUUGGAGGUAAGAGGGAUUCUGACUAAGAAAACAGUUUGGUUUGUACUACAAUUGUUAGAAUGGCUUCCUGUUUCCAAACAUACACUUCCCAAAGGCAGCUACGACAAACGUACCUUGUAUUAAAAGCAUAAGACUUGUGUUUAA
Molecule: messenger RNA, 937 nt
Organism: Sphaerodactylus townsendi
Lineage: Eukaryota; Metazoa; Chordata; Lepidosauria; Squamata; Sphaerodactylidae
Gene: RNASEH2C
Product: ribonuclease H2 subunit C
Exons: 4
Coding region: 101-529 (142 amino acids)
Biological process (GO): RNA catabolic process
Cellular component (GO): ribonuclease H2 complex
Source: RefSeq, a predicted model, not a curated record